Molecule: messenger RNA, 1506 nt
Organism: Dictyostelium discoideum AX4
Lineage: Eukaryota; Evosea; Eumycetozoa; Dictyosteliales; Dictyosteliaceae
Gene: CYP508A4
Product: cytochrome P450 family protein
Exons: 4
Coding region: 1-1506 (501 amino acids)
Source: RefSeq, a predicted model, not a curated record
AUGAUAAUGUUAAUUAAAGUUUUCGUAUUACUUCUUGUAGUUUAUAUUUUACACAAUAGCUAUAAAAAAUAUAAGAAAUUAGAUAAAAAUGAAUUAAAAGGACCAACUCCAAUUCCAGUUUUAGGAAAUCUUCAUCAGCUAUCAAGCUUACCACACCGAGAUUUAUCUAAAAUGACAAAAGAUUAUGGAGAUAUUUUCAGAGUUUGGUUUGCUGAUUUGUAUACUGUAGUUAUUUCAGAUCCUGUUUUAAUUCGUAAAAUAUAUGUCGAAAAUCACGAAUCAUUUAGAGAUAGACCAAAAAUUCCUUCAAUGAAAUAUGGUACAUAUUAUCAUGGUACAGCAGCAUCAAUGGGUGAAGAUUGGGUUCGUAAUAGAGGUAUUGUUUCAUCAGCAAUGAGAAAAUCAAAUAUUAAACAUAUUUAUGAAGUAAUUAAUAAUCAAGUUGAUGUUUUAAUGUCAACAAUGAAAAAGUAUGAAAAAAGAUCAGAACCUUUUGAACCACGUUAUUAUAUGACAAAGUAUACAAUGGCAGCAAUGUUUAAAUAUAUUUUCAAUGAAGAUAUUGGCGAAGAUGAAGAUAUUCAUACUGGAGAGAUUCAGAAAAUAAUGGGACCAAUGAAUCAAGUUAUGGAAGAUUUUGGUACUGGUUCAUUAUUUGAUGUUUUAGAGAUUUCACAGACAUUUUAUUUGAAAUGGUUAGAAUUGACUGAAAAGAAUUUCCCACUUUUAUUGAAAUUUUUUAAUGGUAGAUAUGAACAACAUCUUGAAACCAUUAAACCGGAAUCACCAAGAGAUCUAUUAGACAUUUUAAUCAAUGAAUAUGGCACGAACACCCAUGAUGAUUACUUGAAUAUCGCAUCAACAGUUUUAGAUUUCUUUUUCGCUGGUACCGAUACAUCAAGUACAACAUUGGAGUAUUUAUUCCUCAUGAUGGCAAACUAUCCAGAGAUUCAAGAUAAAGUUCAUCAAGAGGUCAAAUCAUAUUUAAAACAAAUUGGUAAAGAUAAAGUUGAAUUGAAUGAUAGACAAUCAUUACCAUACGUCGUUGCAGUUAUUAAAGAAACACUUAGAUUCAAACCAGUUACACCAUUUGGUGUACCACGAUCUUGUGUAAAUGAAAUUACCAUCGAUGAAAAAUACUUUAUUCCAAAGGGUGCUCAAGUUAUCAUUAAUUAUCCAUCAAUUUUUGAGAAUGAAAAAUAUUUUAAAAAUGCAAAUCAAUUUGAUCCAUCAAGAUUCUUACAAACAACAACAACAAAUACUGCAUCAAAUGAAGAAUCUUCAUUCAAUUCAAAUCUUGCAUUCAUUCCAUUCAGUAUUGGUCCAAGAAAUUGUGUUGGUAUGCAAUUCGCUCAAGAUGAAUUGUUUUUAGCAUUUGCCAAUAUUGUAUUAAAUUUUACAAUUAAAUCAGUUGAUGGUAAGAAAAUUGAUGAAACUAUAUCAUAUGGAGUAACUUUAAAACCAAAAACUCGUUUUAAAGUUUUACUUGAAAAAAGAUUAAUUUAA